UUUCAAAGGGGAAAACAUAUGUUUUAGUAUUCGACUUUGGUCCAUUUUUCUUGAUCAUAUUCAUAUUCAUAUUCAUGUUCAUCUUUUUCUUUUUUAUUUCUAUUAAAUCGAAUUGUAUCAUCUUAGAAAACACAAUUCCCACUUAUCAAAACCUUAAACAAUGGCUUCCAAUACCUCGACAGUGGGCCUUCGCAUUGGCUUUGUUGGGCUCGGCACCAUGGGCCAAGCAAUGGCGCUCAACAUGCAAGCGCACCGCACGGCCAGCGGGAACCUGUCAAUCAGCGUCUACAACCGCACUGCCUCCAAGGCAAAGGCUGUAGAAGAUCAGGGUGCCACUGUGUGCGCGUCGCCGGCUGAAGUCGCGGCACGCAGCGAUGUUGUUUUUCUCUCACUCUUCGACGGCGAUGCAGUCCAAAAAGUGAUCGCUGAAAUCCUCAAUUCGCUGACCGACACGACUGACGGCGUUGCUGAACAUCCGCUGGUCAUCGCUGAUACGACCACAGUGCAUCCGAGUGUGACAAAGCACAUUAUAGAGCUUGUAGCCGGCCGCCAGGCAUCGCUGAGGCGCCGUGUUGAGUUCAGUCAGACACCUAUCUGGGGCACGCCCCCUGCCGCCGUCGCCGCGAAUCUAGUCAUCGUGGUCAGCGGCACUGCCGCAGAGCUCGUCGAGGCUGUUGCUGUGCCCGCCAUUGCCCACACAGCCAUCAACUGCGGCCCCGACGGGGUGCGUGCGGCAAAGUUCAAGGUCCUGGGCAACUUUAUGAUUGCAGCCAUUAUCGAGUCCCUCGGAGAGGCCAUGGCUGUCGCCGAGCAGAACGAAAUUGGCCGCGAGCUAUACCUAGAGUUUAUCAAACAUGUCAUGCCCAUAGCGCCGGUCGUCGGAUACGCGGCAAAGAUGGUUGACCAGGGCGGCGAAGCGUCAAAGACGCAGGUUAACUUUACCGUGCCCGGUGGCAUGAAGGAUGUGGGUUAUGCAAUUGACAUGGCCAAGGAUGUUGGCAUGCGUCUGCAUGUCGCUGAGCUUGCUUAUGAGCACUUGCAAUGGGUCGUUGACAAUGGCGACUCUAAUUGGGACUGGUCUAGCUUGGCUUUUGCGCUGCGCAAGCAAGGAAGCAAGGAAGAAAGCAAAAAAGAAAGCGAGAUGUGA
Kickxella alabastrina is the source of this 1147-nucleotide messenger RNA. Its product is annotated as NAD binding domain of 6-phosphogluconate dehydrogenase-domain-containing protein. Bases 161 to 1147 code for a protein of 328 amino acids. NCBI's taxonomy places the organism in Eukaryota, Fungi, Kickxellomycota, Kickxellomycetes, Kickxellales, Kickxellaceae. The transcript has a single exon. Gene Ontology annotation, molecular function: oxidoreductase activity, acting on the CH-OH group of donors, NAD or NADP as acceptor; NADP binding; NAD binding. The record is from RefSeq and is a predicted model, not a curated record.